This is a messenger RNA of Aricia agestis (brown argus), 5265 nucleotides long. It is a transcript of the gene fzr, whose product is annotated as fizzy-related protein homolog. The record is from RefSeq and is a predicted model, not a curated record. Gene Ontology annotation, molecular function: protein binding; ubiquitin ligase activator activity; anaphase-promoting complex binding. The transcript is spliced from 10 exons. Gene Ontology annotation, biological process: positive regulation of anaphase-promoting complex-dependent catabolic process; anaphase-promoting complex-dependent catabolic process; positive regulation of ubiquitin protein ligase activity. Gene Ontology annotation, cellular component: anaphase-promoting complex. Lineage: Eukaryota; Metazoa; Arthropoda; Insecta; Lepidoptera; Lycaenidae. The coding region runs from base 461 to 1939 and encodes 492 amino acids.
UCCAGUAUUUUUUCCAUAUCGAUUAAUGUCGAAUUUACAAUUUGUGCAUAAAAUCAAGCUUAAAAGACGAUAUUAAUUUGAGUGCACGUGAAAUAAUAGUCAGCAUUCACGUUUACAGUGAAAUGUCUCCAUGAUUCAAGCGAUAGUGCGUGUCGUUACGAAACAUGUCCGUAAUCCGUAUCGGAUGCACUCAAAUGGUUGCUAGCAGUCGAGGGGUUCGGUUCUCUCGUUCCUACUCCGUUUUCAACCAAAACAUUCGAGUCAGCCGCGCGUUCCAUUUUCAAAAAAUCGAUAAUAUGAUCGGUUGAAACAUUUGUGUAAACAAUCUAGUCAACUUCUUCCCAUACACCCUCAAUUUUCUAACAUGUACAGUAGUAGAUGUAAACAAACUUUUACUUUUAACUAAUACAGUGAGCGAACUAUAUCGUUGUAGAGACUUUAAGUGCAAAGGACAGCCAAAAUGUUUAGUGAAUCGUAUGAGAGGAGGCUGCUGCAGCAGUGCAGCCCGCUUAGCAAGAAGCAGUCGGUGCUGGUUCGUCCGGAGCCCAUGGACAGGUUCAUACCGUGCAGACUGGAGAACAACUGGCAGACGAGUUUCCAAGCAAUACGGCGAGGGUCAGAGAACCAGCCGGCCAAGAAAGCUCGAAACGAUGGAGGUGGCAACGACGGUUCGGGAGGUGGGAGGGAUCAUCUGGCGUACGGCUGCCUCCUCCGCAAUGAACUCCUGGGUGCUGAGAUCGAGGAGCUCCGAGGACCACCUGCUAACUGCGAUAACAAUAAAGCCUCCUUGGGAUCCUCACAGUCAGCGUCAGCCGCCAUGACGACGGCCUACUCGCCCUCAGUGUACAAGUUCAGAGCACCUGUACAUAAAACUGAGGAGAACAUAGAUCCCUUCCCGUACAGCCUGUCGCCGGUGUCGGCCAAGUCACAGAAGCUGCUGCGGUCUCCGCAGAAGAUGAUUAGAAAAAUACCGAGGCUACCGUUUAAGGUUCUAGAUGCUCCGGAGCUGCAGGACGACUUCUACCUGAACCUAGUGGACUGGUCUGCGGAGAACGUGCUCAGCGUGGGCCUGGGCAGCUGCGUAUACCUGUGGAGCGCCUGCACCAGCCAGGUGACGCGACUCUGUGAUCUGUCGUCGGAGGGCAACGCGGUGACGUCCGUCGCGUGGAGCGUGAGCGGUCACCUAGUCGCUGUCGGUACACAGAAGGGCCACAUUAGCGUGUGGGAUGUCGCUGUUAAUAAGGAGGUGACGAAGCUGCAGGGUCAUAUAGCACGAGUGGGCGCGCUGGCGUGGAACGGCGACAUCCUCAGCUCGGGCUCCCGAGAUAGACACAUACGGCAGCGAGACACCAGGACGCCCCCGGUCCAAUCGUCUCGGGUACUCCAGGGUCACCGCCAAGAGGUGUGCGGGCUGAAGUGGUCGCCGGACGGACAGUCGCUCGCGUCGGGCGGCAACGACAACAAGCUCUUCGUGUGGUCCAUGCACUCCACAUCGCCCGUCCAGACGUAUUCCGCGCACGUUGCGGCGGUGAAGGCUAUAGCCUGGUCGCCGCACCAGCACGGCCUGCUCGCCUCGGGCGGGGGCACCGCGGACCGCUGCAUCCGCUUCUGGAACACGCUCACCUCGCAGCCCAUGCAGUGCGUCGAUACCGGGUCCCAAGUGUGCAACCUCGCGUGGUCGAAGCACUCCAGCGAGCUGGUCUCCACGCACGGCUACUCGCAGAACCAGAUACUCGUGUGGAAGUACCCCUCGCUCACACAGGUGGCGAAACUAACUGGACACUCGUACAGAGUGCUCUACCUAGCCCUAUCGCCCGAUGGUGAAGCCAUCGUCACAGGCGCAGGAGAUGAAACACUCCGAUUCUGGAACGUCUUCUCUAAAACGACGUCGCACAAGGAGAAUAAGAGCGUACUCAACCUGUACACGGCGCUCAGAUAAACCAUAGACAAGAGAAAUGUCAGUGUCAAGUGUGAGAGCUGUCAAAUUGGAAGCAAAGAAAUGGACUGAACAGCCUGAAAACGUCGGUAAAAAAAAGAUAAAAAGCUCGAGUGCAAGUGUUGCGAAGAUUUGGGCUGGAAAAGACUAUGAAUCAAAACAGCUCAAAUCUUGAAGUGAUGUGGAAAAAAUCUCGGGCAUAGACAACUUACUCUACCCAGAGACAAUUAGUCAAAUUUGUUUGAAGUGUUUAUAGUUAGAUAUGUUUAUAUUUAUGGUGCGUUCGCAGAUUUACUAUAUCUAGUUGUAACUCGUUCCUUUGGAAAUUUAUUUUAUACACAUUUGUGACUAACAUAAGAAAGUUCGAUGCAUUUUAGAUGUAGCUAUUUAUUUAUAUAUCGCACUGUCUGAGAUUGUGCUUUGUAUAUGUUGGAAACACUCAGCAUAAUAUUGUUUUGUAGUUCAUUUAUGUAUUUAUAUGAUUUGGAAAGAGGAUUUUUCUUUUUAUUGUACUUUCUUACAAUUCCAAAACCAUUAUGUUGACGUCUUGACAAACUUAAACAAUACUCAUUUGAAAUGUUAGUAAUAUAAAUAAAAUGGAAAACAUAAUACAUGGUACAUAGUUUAAAAUGUAUGUCUAGUUUUUUUAAAUUACAUUAAAAAUAUAGAAUCUUCUUUCUAAAUCCAAUUUUUUUGAAUAUAAAACAAAGAUCUUUAGUUCAUUUACAUUGAUUUCGUAGCCUGGCUUGUAAUUUGGAACAUUUACACAGGUUUCUGUAUGUCAUAUACAUUAUGUUGUGUACUCAUUUAAUUGCGAUAUCUUUAGUUUAUUUUGAGCAUAUAUUUUUAUAAUAUAUCUCACUUUUGUAAAUAUUUUGAUUAUAAAGUAUCUACUUGUAUGUUUAACGGUAAUUAUGAACAUUGACAAAGUCGUUGUUUAUAAUUACAACUAAGUAACUAGCCCUGUCAAAGUUUUUUAUAAUUGUCGUAGUUUCUUAUAAAAUUGGUGUCAAAAGUAUAUUUUUUGAGCAUAAAAUGGUGAAAUAAGAAAUGGCACAUGGUGUUAAAUAUUAGCUGUAUAAUGAUUUCAAAAAUGAUUAACAUUUCUUUUAGAAUUACUUUAAAAUUAAGCCAUCUAUAUUCCUCAUUUAUUAUGGUUAUAAUGGUUAAACUGACCUCAGAAAUUUUAUAACUAUACUAGAUGAAGGAAUGUUUUAAAUCUCCUUGCCAAAUUUUCGUUUAAACUAUUUAUUGUAGCGCUAGUAUUAUUGGCAUUUAUUAAACAUUAGCUUGAGCAAGAGCCGUAUAAGAUCUCAAUAUGCAAAUGUAAUUUUUCCUCAUAAUUUUUUCAGCGAGCGAAUACUAGAUACCGAAAUGAACAUAUAGAAAAAGUUGAUAUUGCCCAUAGAAAUUAGUAAUAAACUAAAAAGCAUAUCAAAAGUCUCUCUGAAAAUUACACCAUGUAAUAUUAAUUAUUCUUUAGUAUGCGCUUGCUGAUACAUAAAAUAAAAUCCUAAUAAAAUAUCCCUCGUAGGGCUUGUAAAUCUUACAGAAUGUAAGACUCUUUAUGCACAUAAUUUACGUGGGGCCCAAUUCUUAUACCUAGAGAGUUGGAUCUAUCGGCCGAGGAUCGAAGGUACGGAAAUUGUGUCCCUAUAGUCUGUACAGAAAGGUUUAUAUGUAGAAUGUCACUUAUAAUAUUAUGUAGAAUAACAAAUUAAUUGGAUUUGUGCAAUCUAGAUAAUUGUGUUCGUUAUCGAACGAGCUUAUUGGUGUAAAAGCAAUGUAUUCAGCCAAAUUGAUUUCGAUACUUUCGACAAAAAUGUAUGGGAUUUUGAUACUUUGUUGUCGAAACUAUUAAAUGUAAUUUGUCUAAGUACUUGUGUAGUAUCGAUUGUCAAUCGAUUAUUAUAAAAUCGGAAGAGUAUUCUGAUUAAAAUAUUCAGUGUAAGUAUUAAGUUAACGGUGUGGUAAAUUGGGUGAAAAUAUGAAAUUGUGAAAUAUUGGUCAAACUUUUGGCACUUAAACCAAAAAUUGUGAGUGUGAAAAGCGUGUUAGUUCUUGUCUCUUUCUUUUAUUUUGUGUUAGAAGGGGACGAAAAAUAACAGCUCAAAAUUGAUUCAUUUAAGUUGGACAAUAUUGAAAGUUUCUCUUGUGAAUUAUUAACUCCUGUACUAUAUUAUUUAUCAAGUGUUUUUUUUUCUUUACUAAAUUAUGUAUUACAGAUGUUUCUGUUUUUCUUAACUGAUUAUACUACCAAUUUUGCUGUGUUUUGAUAUUGUUCAAAUUAAAAUUUAGCUUUUUAGUUAUUGGGACCUAACUUUUCGGCAAAAUGUCAUAAGUACAUGUUUAACAGCUAUUUAGUAAAAUACAGGCUGUCUGAUUUUUUUGUCUUUCUACUUUUCUUUUUGUCUACAAUUUAUGUUUCUUUUUUCAACGUUCAUACAUCCUGUAUAACCAAUAGUUAUAGAAAUGUAUAUUCAAAUAGUAUGUUAUUACUUAUUACAGAUUCUGUUUAUUUUUAGUUUUUAUAAUCAUAAAACAUCAGCAUAUAUAGCAUUACUUACUAAGAAACCGAUUUCAAUGUUGCGAAAUAAAUUUUAAAAGUCAAUUAUUGAAAUCUUGGAUUUAUGGGUUAUUGGCUAUUGUUGAUAGUUUUGAUAAUUUGUAAGUUACGACUUAUGCACUACCCACCUACGGACCCACCUUUGCACACUUAACCAAUGCUAAAACCUAAUCGCUUAACACAUAGGCUAUAAUAACAAAUAGUUUACAUUUCAAAAUACAAUAGCUAGAGUUAAGAUCCUAAACUAUAUUCGAACAGUAAAAUAAAUGUAAAUAGAUAAAUUGACCAUAUAAUAUUAUAUUAGAGAAAGUUAAUACAAACUAAAUAGAUUAGCGAGGACAGUACAUUGAAAUUCGGCCAUGGGCUCUAUUUUUUAUUUGCGUGUGAAACUAUUGUUGUCUCUCUCUAUCGCUUAGAUGAUAUGAUCGCGGAAAUGAGAUAGCUAUAUUACUGAGUGAAAGCAAGUAAACUGGUCAAUGACCGAAUUUCUUUGUCAUCAGCAACCCAACUUUUGCUGGAUCAUAAUUUCUGUGACUUAUUUUUAGUUAAAGUUAUGCUUAGUUUUCUGUACAUAAUAAACAACAUUCAUUCCAUAAUACUGCAAUAGUGAAUAGCGUAAGAGAUAUACGUUAGGUCCCUGAAGUUAGGCAUAGAACAUAUUUAUAUGGAGAAAGAUUUAAUAUAUUUGAAAUAACUUCAUUAGACUGAUAGUGUACAUUAUGUUCUAUGUAAUAUGUCCCUAAUAAAAUUUACUUGUGUGAUA